AUGACAUGGCGCAUUCCCCUGGCAAAGGAACGCUUUGCCACACUCAUCAGUGCCUAUGCACCAACUCUGAAUGCCGAGCAAAAUAUAAAGGAGGAUUUCUACAGAGCUCUGGACACCAUCCUGCAGCAAACACCGGCUACGGACAAGCUCAUAGUCAUGGGAGAUUUCAAUGCUAGGGACAUACGGGAUGUCCUCAUCACCCGUGUCAUGCGCGGAGCUGAGUGUUGGACUGACCAUCUCAUGGUCAGAUCCAAACUCCUCAUGAACAUUCAACCCCGUCAUCCAAGGACAGCUCCCAACAAAAGGCUCAACUGUGCAGCAUUGAACAACCCCACCACCAGAGCCAACCUCCGGCGACUCCUUGCUGAAAACCUUGACAAGAUCCCGGAGGAAACAGACAUCCUCAAAAGCACCAAUUCCAUCUGCAUGGAAGCGGCCGUGGCGAAGAAACAUCUUUGGUGGAUCGGACACACCAUUCGCAUGCCAGACAACCGCCUGCCCCGCCAGGUCUUCUAUGGCCAACUGAGAGGACAUACUGACUGUCUCAGUGAUCUUAACAGGUGUGACGUCACCGCAGGGGAGCGCCUUGAGAACGCGGAUAUCACCAAAAUUCUCUACAGGCUCCUUGAAAGCAACUCUGAUGGAGGUGUAAAGCAGGCAGGAUGGCAGAGGCUUCUCAUGAAUAGAAUUCCCCAGGGUUGGAAAAGUACUCAAUCUCUGUACUUACCAGAAGUGCAGAUUUAUGUCGCAGGAAACUUGAGUUGUGCUCCUGCUGAGCAAGAGGCCUCUUACUCUUCAUUGGCUGGGGAGGAUCCCUCGGAUGACGCCACCGCCUCUCUGAGAUCCAAAUGUGUUCAGCUCCUCGUCUCCUCACUCCGCCCUGAACCGCACGACAUGGACAAGGCCACGGUGCUGGCCACACAGGUUGAGCAGCACAUCCGCCGCAUCCACAAAUGCAAUCAAGUCAAAUACAAAGCCUGUGUGAGAAGUAAAGUAGCCAACUUGAAGAAUCCUAAAAACGGACAUCUGCACCUGGGCCUGAUGAGUGGGUCCCUGACGCCGGAGGCCUUCGCCCGCAUGUCAGUGGAAGAGAUGGCCUGCGCCGAGCUCCAGCAAAUGAGGGCAGAAUACUCGUCUCGUGGAGUCAGCGAGCGGCAGCUUCCUCUCAGGGUCGAGGGGACUGAGACGCGGCGACUCCACUGCGAGCGCUGUGGCAGUUCAGACUGCAGGGUGACACAGGUGAACCGCGGGGCACUCUUCCUGCCAGCGUGGGUGCGGCGUGGAAGCCCUGAUGACCAGGCAAUGACCUUUGUGACAUGCAGCAGCUGUGGGCAGCAGUGGUACCACAGCGGAUGGGUAUGCCUGUGAUUUUUGUUGUUGUUCCAGCUUCUUUUACAGAUAAACUGUUGUCAACACUUUGUCUGACCAAUCUCAUUUUAGUCAUGUCCACAUGGAAUAUCAAAUCUCAACGUGAUGGUUAUUCUUUGAACGUAGCACAAAUCUUGAGGAACUUUGUGGACAGUGCACCACCGUCUUUUCAUUUUAAAAAUAAAAUGUGGCUCUUGAGCACAAAACUUCAACACACCCCUUGAUUUGCGUUUUCAAUUACCCAAUCGUGUGCCGGGGGAAGUCCACAUCCCCAAAGAAAACCCGCACAAAGUCCCACACAACACAGCAUGAGUCAAACCUGGGAGCUCAGAACUGUGAGGCUGAUGUCCUAACCACGAGUGCGCCAUGCCGCCUGAUGUGCACAAAUAUUUCAAGAUGUUUUGAAAAAAAUAAAACGCUGGCGGCAUUACCAUAGCAUCACGUGUUAUCAGGCACAUGACCCUCCGAGGAAAUUGCCUAGCAUGUGAAUCUUUCAAAGUGAAACAGCCUGAGGUCCUGCCAAUGUGACAUGUUCAUGGAUUCUGUUGUCCUUGUGAGGCUCUUUCUUUCUUUCUUUUUUUUUUUUUAACUCUGUGGACUUUGAAAUCCAUCCAUCCAUUAUCAAAGCAGCUUAUCCGCACGAGGGUAGCGGGUCAGGGCGGGUCUAGACAGGCAUGUAUUAGCGGGCAGCCACAAAUGUAGAGGGGGCAUUGUGCUCCAGCACCUUUUAUCAUGGUUUUGUUUGUUGUUGUUGACUGAACAAAUAAAGAUUUUCAAGAAAACGAUUAA
Molecule: messenger RNA, 2157 nt
Organism: Hippocampus zosterae (dwarf seahorse)
Lineage: Eukaryota; Metazoa; Chordata; Actinopteri; Syngnathiformes; Syngnathidae
Product: transcription elongation factor A protein 1
Exons: 5
Coding region: 1-1368 (455 amino acids)
Biological process (GO): DNA-templated transcription
Cellular component (GO): nucleus
Source: RefSeq, a predicted model, not a curated record